AUGCGGCUGAUUCUCCUUCGUCCCAGGAACCGCCUCUCCGCCUCUCCGCGGCUGGAGAGGAGUGUCCUUUCCUUCUUCUUCUCCUUCAACCAAACGGCUCCUUACACCAGAAUCAGAGGAGCAGGUCGGAGAAUUUCGAGAGUUUACGACGUGUUCUUCCAAUCGGAGGCGUUGGGAAACUAUCUACUUAGGAAAGAACAAUUGGAAGAAUGCAGGGUGGUUUCACCCUUGUCCUUACAAGUGGUGCUUAGCUUCCUUGCCGCCGGCUCCCGCGGUUGGACCCGCCGUCAGAUUGUCAACUUCUUCAACGCCGAUUCCGUCGAUCAUCUCAAUUCCUUGGCCUCUCAACUCUGCGACGUCACCUUGGCCGAUGGUGAUCCCGCCGUUGGCCCUCGUGUGCGUUGCUCCAAUGCCUUAUGGCUUGACCAGUCCCUUACUCUCAAGCCCUCUUUUAAACAGAUUCUCGACUCUUCUUAUAGAGCCGAUGUGAACCUAGUGGACUUUCAGACCCAGGCUGCUCAUGUGGGGCAACAAAUUAAUUCGUGGGUGGAAAAUGAGACAAGUGGCCAAGUUAAAGACCUUAUUCGUGAGGGCUCUCUCAACAACUCAGUCAAGCUCGUCUUUACAAAUGCGCAACACUUUCGAGGAGCAUGGGAUGAGAAAAAUACUAUGAUCCGUAGAGACAAGGUUGGUAAGAAGGAAUACGUAGUCAGUGCUCAGUUCAUGGCUGUGAAGAUGAAACAAUUUGCUCGCCAUUUUCAUGAGAUUCAUGAUAUUCUCCACACAUAUAAAAAGCAAAGCAAAGAAAAGCGCACUUUCUCCUUUCAGUUCCAUUCUCCGGUUGCACUUACUUCUGAACACUAUGGGGAAGAUCUAAUGGAUGUUAACGACAGCACGACCCCAAAAUUUAAUAUUUCUUCUGAGGUGGAAGCUUCCAAAAUGCUGAGGGAACUAGGGAUAAGAUUGCCAUUUUCUGGAGGGAAGUUGACAGAGAUGGUGACUUGUUCUUGUGAUGGUGGCGGAGAAAAUCAGUUAUAUGUUUUCAACAUAUUUCAUAAGGCAUUCAUCCAAGUAAACGAACAAGGGACUGAAGCUGCAACAGCCACGGCUGCAAUACUAAUGUCUGGGUGUCCGCCAUAUUUGCCGCGUCUUCGUAGAAGAUUUACACCUAUCCAGCCAUGGCUCCUGGCUGGUCAAACAGACGGGGAUGGUCCUUGUCCUGGCAUUGCUAAAACAAACUUGAAGGUUCAUCAAAUAUUCCGUCGUCUUCCAAAGCAGCGUCGUGGUUAA
Messenger RNA from Neltuma alba, 1290 nucleotides. RefSeq names its product serpin-ZX-like. The record is from RefSeq and is a predicted model, not a curated record. The coding region runs from base 1 to 1290 and encodes 429 amino acids. Gene Ontology annotation, molecular function: serine-type endopeptidase inhibitor activity. Lineage: Eukaryota; Viridiplantae; Streptophyta; Magnoliopsida; Fabales; Fabaceae. The transcript has 2 exons.